Messenger RNA from Aphis gossypii (cotton aphid), 937 nucleotides. RefSeq names its product 28S ribosomal protein S24, mitochondrial (gene mRpS24). The transcript has 3 exons. Lineage: Eukaryota; Metazoa; Arthropoda; Insecta; Hemiptera; Aphididae. The coding region runs from base 250 to 729 and encodes 159 amino acids. Gene Ontology annotation, biological process: translation. Gene Ontology annotation, cellular component: mitochondrion. The record is from RefSeq and is a predicted model, not a curated record.
AUAAUAUUUUACACGGUCUUAUAAAUUUAUUAAAUUAUCGUAAAAUGUGUUCUGAAAAGUGAAUACAUAAAAGAUGUAAUCACAGACCACAGUUUAAGGUAAAUAAAAUUAUAAUAUAGCCGAAUUUCAUCGCAUUCAAAACUCAAAAUUUAAAUAAACAUAGUAAAGAUUUCGGAUUAGCACCUGUUAUCAAAAUUUCAAUUAAGUGAACAAUUAAAAAAUUCCGAUUACAGAGUAAUUUAAGAAUUGAUGAUGCUCUUUAACACAUUGCCUCGAUUCCUUCCUGGUAGGAGUAAUUACUUGGUCCUUUCUCGAUGCAAACAUGUACAAGCAGCUCGUUAUAAACGAUCUAUUAAGGGUAACAAACCACUAACUUACGAGAUGGCUGGGCCACCACAUACUAUUGCUCACAUCAAGGGUUGGAACUCAUGGAACACAUGCAACAUGUUGGAUGGUUUAAGACCGGCCGAAACUGCUAUAGACGAUGAGUUCAUUCGUCGUUUCAUGACUGGUACUUGGCACGAUUUAAUAGCUAGUGAAAUAAUCAUAAAAAGACAACACAACAUAAUAAGAAUAGCUGCUAUUACUGUACAGAAAAUUAGUGUAACUAAAAUGUAUUUUCUGAUUGGUUAUACGGAAGAACUUUUAAGUUAUUGGCUGCAAUGUCCCAUCAAGUUAGAAUUACAGACUGUCGAAGACCGAACUGCAGUGGUAUUUAAAUAUAUUUAGUCGUUUGGAAAUACAUUUUUGUUGUGCUUAUUAGAAUUUUUGAAAUAGGUUUAAUGUAAUAAUAUUAAAUAUGUAAAUACUUACUUAUUUUUUUAUUAAAGUAAAUUAUUACAUUAAAAGUUGGUAUCAUAAUAAGUUCUUGUUAAUUUUGUUACCAUUGAUUAUUGUGUAUAGUUUUGUAUGAUAAAACAAAAUUAUUGUCGUAAAA